UCUCCUUAGCGCCCAGUGGAGCCCGGGUGUUCCCGCUUUCCCGGUCGGCUACCUAGCGUCUACGCCGCCGACAUGUCGGGGUUCAGCCCGGAGCUUAUCGACUACCUGGAAGGCAAAAUCUCCUUCGAAGAGUUCGAAAGGCGGAGAGAAGAGAGAAAAACCCGGGAGAAGAAAAGCGUUCCAGAAAAAGGAAAACCAUCACCCCAAGAAAACGCAGAAGUCCCAUCAUCAUCAGGAAUUGACUCUGCCAAAUCCCAGGACAAAGAUGCCAAUGAAGGAGAAACAUCAGAUGGAGUGAGUAAGUCAGUUCACAAAGUGUUUGCUUCCAUGCUCGGAGAGACUGAAGAUGAUGAAGAAGAAGAGGAAGAAGAAGAGGAGGAGGAGGAAACUCCUGAGCAACCCACCGCAGGCGAUGUGUUUGUGUUGGAGAUGGUUCUCAACCGUGAAACCAAAAAAAUGAUGAAAGAGAAGAGGCCUCGGAGUAAACUUCCCAGAGCCCUGAGAGGUCUCAUGGGCGAAGCCAAUAUUCGCUUUGCUCGAGGAGAACAUGAAGAGGCGAUAUUGAUGUGCAUGGAAAUCAUAAGACAAGCUCCUUUGGCUUACGAGCCAUUCUCUACGCUUGCCAUGAUAUACGAGGACCAAGGUGACAUGGAGAAAUCGCUGCAGUUUGAGUUGAUUGCUGCACAUUUAAACCCCAGUGACACAGAAGAGUGGGUUAGGCUGGCGGAAAUGUCUCUGGAACAAGACAAUAUUAAGCAGGCUAUUUUUUGCUAUACAAAAGCUCUUAAAUAUGAACCUACUAAUGUCCGUUACCUGUGGGAGAGAUCAAGCCUGUAUGAACAGAUGGGUGAUCAUAAAAUGGCCAUGGAUGGCUAUAGGCGUAUUUUAAAUCUUCUGUCUCCGUCUGAUGGAGAGCGCUUUAUGCAGUUGGCCAGAGAUAUGGCAAAGAGUUACUAUGAAGCCAAUGACAGCACUUCAGCUAUAAACAUAAUUGAAGAAGCUUUCUCAAAACACCAAGGCUUAGUCUCCAUGGAGGAUGUGAACAUAGCAGCUGAACUGUAUAUUUCCAACAAGCAGUAUGACAAGGCUUUGGAGGUAAUUACAGAUUUUUCUGGAAUUAUCCUAGAAAAGGAAACUUUGGAAGAAGGCACCUCAGAAGAGAAUAAAGCUGCUGAGACUGUCACCUGUUCUAUCCCUGAGAGUGUGCCCAUAGACAUCACGGUGAAGCUGAUGGUCUGCCUGGUGCACCUCAACAUCCUCGAGCCACUCAACCCUCUCUUGACAACACUGGUGGAACAGAAUCCUGAAGAUAUGGGUGACCUCUAUCUGGAUGUGGCUGAAGCUUUUCUGGAUGUGGGUGAAUAUAAUUCUGCACUUCCCCUGCUCAGCGCGCUGGUCUGCUCUGAAAGAUACAACCUUGCAGUGGUUUGGCUUCGGCAUGCAGAAUGCUUGAAGGCCUUGGGCUACAUGGAGCGCGCUGCCGAGAGCUACAGCAAAGUGGUUGACCUGGCCCCACUCCACCUGGACGCAAGAAUCUCACUUUCCAUCCUCCAGCAGCAGCUGGGUCGACCUGAGAAAGCCCUGGAAGCUCUGGAACCGAUGUAUGACCCAGACACGCUAGCCCAGGAUGCGAAUGCCGCACAGCAGGAACUGAAGCUGCUGCUUCACCGGUCUACGCUGUUAUUCUCUCAAGGGAAAAUGUAUGGCUACCUGGACACCUUACUAACCAUGCUGGCCAUGCUUCUGAAGGUCGCAAUGAAUAGAGCCCAAGUUUGUUUGAUAUCCAGUUCCAAAUCUGGAGAAAGGCAUCUCUACCUUAUUAAAGUGUCAAGAGAUAAAAUAUCAGACAACAAUGAGCAGGAAACAUCAAAUUAUGAUGCAAAAGCAAUAUUUGCUGUGCUUACGAGUGUCUUGCCAAAAGAAGACUGGUGGAACCUUCUCUUGAAGGCCAUCUACACCUUGAGUGACUUAUCCCGGUUCCAGGAAGCUGAACUGCUCGUGGACUCCUCACUGGAGUACUACUCCUUCUAUGACGACAGACAGAAGCGGAAGGAACUGGAAUACUUCGGUCUAUCUGCUGCUAUUCUGGACAAAAAUUUCAGAAAGGCAUAUGACUAUAUCAGGGUGAUGGUAAUGGAAAAUGUCAAUAAGCCCCAGCUGUGGAAUAUUUUCAAUCAAGUCACCAUGCACUCCCAAGAUGUAAGACAUCAUCGCUUCUGUCUCCGUCUGAUGCUGAAAAACCCAGAAAAUCAUGCUCUGUGCGUUCUAAAUGGACACAACGCAUUCGUAUCUGGGAGCUUCAAACAUGCACUCGGGCAGUAUGUGCAAGCGUUCCGUGCCUGUCCCAGCGAGCCUCUGUACAACCUCUGCAUCGGCCUCACCUUCAUUCACAUGGCGUCUCAGAAGUAUGUGCUCAAGAGACACGCCCUGACUGUGCAGGGCUUCUCCUUCCUUAAUCGAUACCUCAGCAUACGUGGGCCUUGCCAGGAAUCCUUCUACAAUUUGGGCCGUGGCCUCCAUCAGCUGGGACUGACUCACCUUGCAAUUCACUAUUACCAGAAGGCUCUGGCACUCCCUCCGCUCGUGGUAGAGGGCAUAGAAGCUGACCAGUUAGACCUUCGGAGAGACAUUGCCUACAACAUGUCUCUCAUUUAUCAGAGCAGCGGGAACACAGCGAUGGCUCAGAGGCUUCUCUACACCUACUGUGUCAUAUAAGCCGCGGACCGAGAGAGGUGCGCAGGGACCCAUGUCUUCUAGUGAGACUUUCCAGAUGGUGCCGUCACCACUGCCAGCUGUCACGUUGAGUGCCUGAUUACUGUAUGCACGAGGCCGAGAUUCAAGCCACAAGCCUUUGGAAAACAAAACACUACUCUCAUCUCCCAAGUAUCUGCAGAGUUACCAUCCCUGUGAGGAUGUGCAGAGUACUGUUACCUCCCUUCAGCGUUCUACAGGGAAAUUAUUCCCAGUGCUGAAACGGACACAGUCUCUGAGACAGUUGGAACGGAACGUUAUUUUUCCAUUUAGUGUCUGCUAAGCUCCUGUGUGGGAGACAGACAGAUGUGUUGUCCUCGAGGCAUUGCAGAGUCCACUGCUGAGAGUCAGAACGGAGUACAGCUGUUUUAUCUACUUAUUUUCUUGUGCAGUCUAUCGAACCCAGGUUUGGUACCAUGCUAAGCAAGCAGGUGCUCUACCACUGAGCAAAUCCCCAGCCUUACAGUUCUUCAAGUGUGAACAUACAGUCUCUGCAGGGAGUAAUAGUUCCUGCAGUUCUGGACGGUGCCACUGCUGUCCAGACACACAGUGAAGGAGGGAGAUUACUAAAGGAGAAGCAAAAUUGGAUUCUUACAGUGAUGUAAUUACUUACAGUCAACAUCUAACACAAUUAAAAUGCUUUUAUGGUAGGAAGACAAUGAGUUGAUUCAGUUCACAUUCAUUUCUGAGCAUGUUAGUUUUAGAGUGUGAGCCUUGGGCCUGCGCUUAAUUCGAAGCCCAGCACCCCAAGGAAAACAGUCAGUGCAUCUGGCUUCCCAGUUUCAAUAAAGAGCUUUUGUGGAAAUGCUGUAAUGUAUGAUUGAUUCUAAGACUAGUCCAGUGUUGAGAUUGAAGGUUAAAAUACAAUGGAGACUUUUUUUAGGCGUUCUUAUCCCUCUUUAUACUGCAUAUUCAACUUUCUGAGAAGCAGAAUUUGUAUAUAAUUAGGAAUGCAUCUUGUAUUCUGUGUGUAUUUAUAUAUAAAUAAAUCCUUUUUA
Molecule: messenger RNA, 3749 nt
Organism: Chionomys nivalis (European snow vole)
Lineage: Eukaryota; Metazoa; Chordata; Mammalia; Rodentia; Cricetidae
Gene: Gtf3c3
Product: general transcription factor IIIC subunit 3
Exons: 18
Coding region: 73-2715 (880 amino acids)
Biological process (GO): transcription by RNA polymerase III
Cellular component (GO): transcription factor TFIIIC complex
Molecular function (GO): protein binding
Source: RefSeq, a predicted model, not a curated record